Molecule: messenger RNA, 1776 nt
Organism: Cuscuta campestris
Lineage: Eukaryota; Viridiplantae; Streptophyta; Magnoliopsida; Solanales; Convolvulaceae
Source: the annotation of a GenBank genome assembly
AUUCAUUUUGUUUAUAUAUAUAUACGCCGCCGGAGACGAUUUCCCUCAAAAUUAAUUUAAAAAAUUGUCAGAGACCCCAGAAAAUCAUCAUAAAGCUGAAUUAAAAUGGGAUUCUCCAAAGAUGAAAACAGAGUGGUGAGAUGGGUAAAGAUUGUCUUUUUCUUGCUCUCUAUGCUCAUUUCCCUCCUGAUUUUGUCCGCUCCGGUGGUUCUUGUCAUCGCCGACGCCCUCUUACCGUCGGCGCUGUUCUCCGCCUCGCUUUCUCCGGCGACCCCCCUCCCCUCCCUGCCUUCCCUUCUCCGAAGUUACGACUUCCGCUCUUCCCUCGUCGACAUUCCCGUCGUCUCCGUCCUCCGCUCCGCCGUCAUCUUGUUUGUUUACAGCUUGUGCGACGGUCCGAGGUUGUCGAGGGGCCCAUAUCUGGGGACCGCGACGGCGUGCUCUGUUUCCUCGCUGGUGUUCCUGUCGCUGAAGGCGCCGUAUGUGUUCGGCAGCGGCGGGAGAUGGAGUGCCGCCGUGAACGGCGGCGGCGGAGGGUACGGACGGGCGAUGGAGAUGGGUCUGUUUUUGUGCUCGUUUUCCUUAGCGGUGGCGCACGCGGCGGUGGCGUAUAGGAUCAGUUGCAGGGAGAGGAGAAAGCUUCUUGUUUACAAGAUCGACAUUGAAGCUGUCUCAGCUUGCCAAAAGGGAUUUUCAAGGUACCCUAAAGUGUUCCAAGAAAGAACAAAGAAGUAGCAAAACAAAACUCCACUUCUCUUGAAGGGGCGUUGGACCAAGUCCGCGCCGGUUUUUUCGUCCCUCCAAUUUAAGGUUCAUAUCAAAGGGAGAUCAAAAGGGCUAAAUUGGUACCAAAAAUGUGUUUUGUGUGGUACAUUUAUGUGUAAAUAGAAUGAGAUAAUAUCAUAUAGUGUGACAAAAUCAUGUGUGUGGAAAGUGAUGUGAGCUUGUGCAUCAAUUGUGUAUAUGUAUAUGAAGAAAGAAAGAUAGAUGUACAAGAAGAUGCAUCACUCAGCCAACCAUUUACCUUGCCAACAUGUACAGCUUAUUUUUAAACACUUCAAGUUCACGCCUCCCAAUUCCAACCGUCAAUCCAACUAUCUCCUUCUGGCCCCCAAAUCCGAUUACAUAUUCAGUUGCGAGUGAUUGAUCGGAAUCAAACCAUAACACUCCGAUCUUCUUCUUCAUCAUCUUCAUCUUCUUCUGGAGAUCGAGAAAAUGGGGAGGGUGUUUGUUACAGCACUGGAAGGAGAGAUGUAUAGAUGCAAGCACUGUGCAACCCCUCUCGCUCUUUCUCACCACAUCGUCUCCAAGUCUUUCCAUUGCAAGCACGGGAAGGCUUAUCUCUUCAGUAACGUAGUGAAUGUCACCUGUGGCCCCCAUGAGGAGAGGAAGAUGAUGACCGGAUUGCACACCGUUGCAGACAUUUUUUGCGUCCAAUGUGGAUCCAUUGUUGGCUGGAAAUAUGAGAUUGCUCACGAGAAGGACCAGAAGUACAAAGAAGGGAAAUCAGUCCUUGAACGGUUUAAGAUAGUUGGUCCGAACGAAAGCAGCUACGGGGCAAGUCAUGAAGGAAUUGGCUCAGAUUAUGUGUGAUGAUGAUGAUGGAUUGCCCUCUCAAAAACAUGUUGUAUCCCCAAUUUGUACAUUCUAUACCAUAUGUCACGUACUUGUUCUUAUAACUGAAAUUUGUACAUUCCAUGCCAUAUGUCAUGUUCUUGUUCUUAUAACUGAAGUAAUGUCCCCUGUAAUUUCCUUAAAUAAAUGCUUCAAAUGUGU